UCCUCAGCCUUGGAUUAGGGAAUGAUAUCGGCUUACAUAACCACAGAGCAUAGAGCCCUCUGACUUAUACCAGCCGUCUCCUCAACCACCUUGCCAUCCCAAACUCCGGCAGCCGCUCCGUAGGCAAACACCACACGGGUAGCUGCCGCUGCUCGGCCUGCCGUGCCACUCCCCAGCCAUGCUUGCACGGGGUUCAACGUCAAACGCUCCCACAAGUGACACUCGACCGGCCGAGAUGCCAACCAGAUCCUGCCCCUGGAGUGACACCCGCGUGGCGCCACCGGUGACGGCACGGGGGACAAGACCCCUUGAUGUGUUUUUUUGCGUCUUGUGUCUGUGUGAGGUCUUGUCAAGGAUCGAGGCCUCGCCUCUCUCUUUUCCUCUUUCUUGUUGUCUUUUCUGUCCUGGUGUUUUGCUUCUUUUUCUAGAUGGCCUCAAUACUCUCAACGCAGGCCGUGGUGUUGGCCUGGGCGCUGUGAUACCGGAUGCUUGUUUUCUGCGGAGCCUUGCAUCAGCGACGACGUGGCUCCACGUCCUUGCUUCUCUGACCUUUGCCUCAGCACCGUGCAGUGAAGUUGAGUCCCAACUUUGCAGAAGGAGUCACCCGCCUGGCCAGCUCAGCUUUCGCCAACCAGCCAACAUCUCGUCCACCCCAGCCAUCACAGCUCCAUUUGCCCUGCCUGCUAACCCACCACCACCGCUACCACCCCCAUCGCCAUGGCCUCGCCCUACCAAACGUCCGAGAGCGGCCACUGGCGGCCCUACAACACCGGCCAUGGCGGCCCGGGCGUCGGCCAGGUCCACGAGAUGGGCCCCUACCCGAUCCGCCGCUUCGCCGAGCAGGACUCGGCCCUGAACCCGUCCCUGCAGGCCCGCGCCGUCAGCCGCGCCCCCAGCACCGCCUCGUCCUCGGCCCAGUCGGCCGGCGGCGGCGGCGGCGGCGGCGGGCCCAUCGGCUUUGGCGCCGGCUACCGCAGCCCCAGCGUCGACCACCACCACCGGCCGCCACCAUCGCCCCCGCUGCCGCAGCAGCAGCAGCAGAAAGAUUACGCCGGCAGCAACAACCCCCCGAUGACCAUGGCCGACCGCCGCAGCAGCACCCACACCGCCGCCCCGUCGGCCUACCACGACCAGGCGGCGCUGCGGACGGUGCGUGAGGACGACGAGGGCGACAGCGACGUCGGCGACCACGGUCGCAGCAACUACGACGACGGCGACGACGGCGACGACGGCGACGACGGAAACGGCAGGCGGCGCGGCUGGCGGCGCUUCUGCUGCCUCUGCUGCUGCUGCUUCGGCGACGGCGACGACACGCCGCUGUGGGCGCGCCGCCUGUGGGGGUGGAUCGUCUUCAACCGCUGUCUCGUCUACGGCGUCGUCGCCGCCAUCUUGUGCACCAUCGUCUUUGGCGUCAUCUUUGGCGCCGUGCUGCCGAGGCUGUCGAGCCAGCCGGGUCCGAGGCAAGUUGACUUCCCGCCGCCCUCGGUCCCGGCCUCCGACGACGUCCCCUCCCCGUGCACCUCGUCAGAAUGCUCCCCGACGCCGUUGCCCACGUCCACGCCGUCAACCACAUCCUCGGAUAGCAGCACCUCGUCGACCAGCACCUCGCCGAAGCCCGUCCCAACUGGCCUCCCCGCCGAGUGCAAUACCAAAAACUACAUCACCUCGGCCUCCUUCCUGGCCGUGCACGGCGACCCAAACUACCUCUUCGCCUUCUCGGCCUCGCGCAGCCCCGACGAGUGCUGCGCCUACUGCUACCGCCGCGUCGCCACGGGCUGCCACGGCUGGCGCUUCACCCCGGGGUCCGCCACCACGUGCACCUACAUCCACUCGUACGACGGGCCCGGCCGCAAGGACGACACCUGCCCCAAGGGCGCCGACGUGCCCGUCGACAUCGCCUCGGACGACAAGCCCGGCGGGCCCAACAGGCGCAACGUGGCCGGCGUGGGGCCGUGCGGUUCUCUUUGA
Messenger RNA from Gaeumannomyces tritici R3-111a-1, 1968 nucleotides. RefSeq lists its product as hypothetical. Lineage: Eukaryota; Fungi; Ascomycota; Sordariomycetes; Magnaporthales; Magnaporthaceae. The transcript is spliced from 4 exons. The record is from RefSeq and is a predicted model, not a curated record. Bases 718 to 1968 code for a protein of 416 amino acids.